Molecule: messenger RNA, 1482 nt
Organism: Eublepharis macularius
Lineage: Eukaryota; Metazoa; Chordata; Lepidosauria; Squamata; Eublepharidae
Product: cytochrome P450 2J2-like
Exons: 9
Coding region: 1-1482 (493 amino acids)
Biological process (GO): arachidonate metabolic process; xenobiotic metabolic process
Cellular component (GO): intracellular membrane-bounded organelle; cytoplasm
Molecular function (GO): oxidoreductase activity, acting on paired donors, with incorporation or reduction of molecular oxygen, reduced flavin or flavoprotein as one donor, and incorporation of one atom of oxygen; iron ion binding; heme binding
Source: RefSeq, a predicted model, not a curated record
AUGUGGAUACUGGCAACUUUGGUAUCAGUGCUGGCCUGUCUUCUGAUUGUGCACUUUCUGAAACAACUCUGGUCACACAAGAACUAUCCUCCAGGGCCUCUUCGGCUUCCUCUCAUUGGAAGCAUUUGGCGGAUAAUACCGAACUUUUCUGAGGAUAUUUUGAUUAAGCUGGCAAAGGAGUAUGGAAACAUGUAUACCAUAUGGGCAGGGCCUCUGUCUGUGGUGGUAUUUUCUGGAUUUGAAGCAGUGAAAGAAAGUAUGGUCAAACAUUCAGAAUAUUUUGAUGAGCGACCAAUGACUCCUUUUUAUGAAGAUUUAGGGGAAAAAAGGGGUAUUGGACUUUCAAACGGUCACACCUGGAAGCAACAGAGGAAGUUUGGGCUGAUUACUCUGCGGAAGCUGGGACUGGGGAAGAAAGGCAUCGAGCACAAAAUAGAGGAGGAGGCCCAUCAGCUUGUCGAGACUCUUGCACGUGAAAAGGGGCAGCCUCUUGACCCUUCAUCAGCCAUCACUAAUUCCGUCACCAAUGUGAUUUGUUCUCUGACUUUUGGUCAACGAUUUACCCUUGAAGAUGAAGAAUUCAUCAAGUUGAGAGAUGCCUUAUGGAAUAUCUUACAAUUUACCAUGACCUUCUUUCAGUUACUGUAUGACACUCUCCCCUGGCUCAUGAAACAUCUCCCAGGGCCUCACAAGAAGGCAUUUGCUUCCCUUGAUUUUAUACUUUCUGUUGCAAGGAAGGAGAUAGAAAAGCAUAAGACACAUCGGGCUAUGCAUGAGCCACAGGAUUUCAUCGAUUACUACCUACUUCAGAUAGAAAAAAACAAGAAAGAUCCCAACUCUACCUACAAUGAAGAGAACCUGUCCCAGUGCAUUUUUGACUUGUUUAUUGCAGGAACAGAAACAACCACCCACACACUUCUCUGGGCACUAGUCCUCAUGGCGAAUCAUCCAGAUAUCCAAGAAAAAGUCCAAAAGGAGAUAGAUGAAGUUUUGGGUUCCUCUCAGUCAUUCUCCUAUGAAGACUGGAAGAAGCUGCCCUAUACCAGUGCUGUGAUUCAUGAGAUCCAGCGUUUCAAAUAUAUCUUAUUGUUUGGGAUCCCCCGCCAAUGUGCAAAGGAUGUGAACAUUAUGGGGUUUCUCAUCCCUAAGGGGACAAUAGUUAUUCCAGAUUUCCGCUCUGUUCUUUUUGAAUCAAAGCACUGGGCGACCCCUUGGGAGUUCAAUCCAAAUAAUUUUUUGGACAAGGAAGGCAAGUUUGUGGAAAAAGAAGAAUUCCUUCCAUUUGGAGCAGGGGCACGUGAAUGUCUUGGGGAGCAGCUGGCAAAGAUCGAGGUCUUCAUCUUCUUCAUCAGCCUGCUGAGGUCAUUCACGUUUAAGCCACCAGAAGGAGUGAAAAAAAUCAGUGAAGACCCUGUAGUACGAAUCGUCACCCCUCCCCAUCAUUAUAAGGUCUGCGCUAUUCCCCGCAGCAGCGGAUCAUAA